AUGAAUAGGGACUCGCACUCGCACACGAGCUCGGCGCGUUCGGCGACGACGAGGGCGUGCUUCGAUUCGAGCGCCGCGUGUCUGCGCAUCAAUCUCGCGUUGUCCAUCCGCUGCGAUCCAACAGUCGACCGAAGCCGCACAUUUUCGGCUUUAAGCUUGGCGUUCUCAACGAUAUUGGAAUCGUUGGAUACCUUCAGCUCGCUCGCGAGCUUAUUGAGAUGUUCCAUGCGCUUGAGCGUGUGCGAAGCUGACGCGCGCUCGGCGCUCAAUUGCGCGUCCAAUUUCCGCGCGUCCGCCACAAGUCGCGCUGAUUCCUCUUUGAACUUUGCUCUCUCGUUCUGCAGCUCAUUCGAAGACGUGCUCAACUUUACCACGAGCGUGCGUACGCGCGAAUCGAGCGCGCUACGCUGA
This is a messenger RNA of Ostreococcus lucimarinus CCE9901, 411 nucleotides long. RefSeq lists its product with no specific name. Bases 1 to 411 code for a protein of 136 amino acids. The transcript has a single exon. The record is from RefSeq and is a predicted model, not a curated record. NCBI's taxonomy places the organism in Eukaryota, Viridiplantae, Chlorophyta, Mamiellophyceae, Mamiellales, Bathycoccaceae.